This is a messenger RNA of Pseudoliparis swirei, 924 nucleotides long. Its product is annotated as receptor activity-modifying protein 1-like. The coding region runs from base 52 to 501 and encodes 149 amino acids. The transcript is spliced from 3 exons. Gene Ontology annotation, molecular function: coreceptor activity. Gene Ontology annotation, cellular component: signaling receptor complex; membrane; cell surface. Gene Ontology annotation, biological process: intracellular protein transport; receptor internalization; cellular response to hormone stimulus. The record is from RefSeq and is a predicted model, not a curated record. Lineage: Eukaryota; Metazoa; Chordata; Actinopteri; Perciformes; Liparidae.
CCCCCUCUCAGGAGGGAUCAGAGUGCGCACAGCGUCCUGGAGGCGUUCGGCAUGGCUCCGCAGUGCGCGUCGCUCCUGAGAGCGGGGCUUGUGUUGCUGGUGGCAGCUCAAGUCCUGCCGUCGGCGUGCGGCUGCAACGAGGCCUUCUACGAGAGGAUGAUCAACGAUCUCUGCUCGGCCAAGUUCAAAUUCGACAUGGGCGGGCUGGACCGAGGCCUGUGGUGCAGCUGGCCGGACACCACGGAGAUCUACGAGGCGCUGACGAACUGCACCUACCAGCUGGCCCCGAAGGUGGACUGCUUCUGGCCCAAUCACAUCGUGGACCGCUUCUUCAUGCACAUCCACCGGAUCUACUUCCACGACUGCUCUCCGACCGGCCGGCUCCUCCACGACCCGCCGACCGGCAUCCUCGCCCCGUUCAUCGGCGUGCCGGUGCUGGUCACGCUGCUCGUGACCGCCCUGGUGGUGUGGAGGAGUAAGCGCACAGAGGGGGUGUUAUAGAGCCUUAUAGGGGGCUCGCAUCUUGUGUGUGUGGGUCGACUCAUGUGGACUCAAUGGGGGAGCAGAAGAUGUGGAGGUGAUGUGUUGUUGGUUUGUUGUCUCGCAAUUGUGUGAUGACCACGUUGGUAUGCAUAGCCGAUGGGAAAACAGCCGAAUUUAAUACAACAAUUUGUUAUAAAUGCUCAAUUUGGUCAGAAAUAGAGAGUGUCCAAGUGUGGGAGAAGUAAUGACGGUGUUUGGAGGCCAAACAGUUCAUUACCAUCUGUUGUCAUGACGCUGAAAAAGAACCUGAAAGCACAUUAUUAACUGACGAUAAGGAGAAACCCACGACCUGGAUAAACUAUUGUUAUGCAUUUGAUGAGAGAAGGAAGGAGCAGAGAACAUAUUUUGAUUAAAGAAGAUUUUUGGGACAAAGAAGUGAAA